Trichophyton rubrum CBS 118892 is the source of this 1673-nucleotide messenger RNA. RefSeq lists its product as uncharacterized. The record is from RefSeq and is a predicted model, not a curated record. Gene Ontology annotation, molecular function: alpha-1,6-mannosyltransferase activity. Gene Ontology annotation, biological process: protein N-linked glycosylation. Bases 1 to 762 code for a protein of 253 amino acids. The transcript has 2 exons. NCBI's taxonomy places the organism in Eukaryota, Fungi, Ascomycota, Eurotiomycetes, Onygenales, Arthrodermataceae. Gene Ontology annotation, cellular component: mannan polymerase complex; Golgi membrane.
AUGCAAUUUGCGUUGCCGCCACGAAAGACGUCUCGUCCUCCUAUCUACUCUCGAUCGUCCCCUACAGUCAUUCGACGGCGACAGUUGAAGUCAUUUGCCGUUAUAGGCUGCAUUGUCAUCUCGGCUCUUUUCCUCAUCUUCCACCUUUUCUCCUCCGGCUCGUCUUCGGCCGAUACCCCUGUUGCGAAUGGACCUCCUGUCGUUAUCGUCACUGUUCUUGACACGGAUUUCUUUAGCAACACGUAUAUACAGCGAAUAAAACAGAAUAGGGAGGAUUACGCGAAGCGCCAUGGAUACGUCAACUUCUUUGCUAGCACCGCAGACUAUGUUCCUGUUAUGAACCUCCCCUCAGGCGCAGUGGUGCCUCGGAGCUGGGCCCUCGUUCCGGCCAUGCGACAUGCCAUGACCAAAUAUCCCGGCAGCACAUACUUCUUUCAUCUCUCCCCCCAUUCCGUCAUCAUGGACCCAACCAUCUCGCUCACAUCACACGUGCUGGAAAAAUCAAAGCUGGAAUCCCUCAUGAUUAAAGACACCCCAGUUGUGCCACCAGAUAGUGUCAUCAAGACCUUCACUCAUCUGUCUGGAAACGACGUUGACCUGAUUAUCACGCAGGAUGCAGAGAACCUCUGUCCAGGGAGCUUUAUCAUCAGGAGAGGCGAGUGGGCGAAUUAUUUCCUAGACGCCUGGUUUGAUCCGCUGUACAGGAGCUAUAACUUUGCAAAGGCGGAAAACCAUGCUCUGGUAAGUAACAUGUCCAUUUGAAGGGUUCUGGUGCUCUGAGAGGUAUAGCUAACUUGCCUCCCAGGAUCAUAUUGUACAAUGGCAUCCGACCAUUCUAGCCAGACUAGCUCUUAUUCCCCAGAAAAUUAUCAACGCCUAUUCUCAUGAAGCUCCGAAGCCCGGUUCAAAUGGGCUAUACACAGAGGGUGAUUUCAUUGUUCGUCUGGGCGGAUGCGAGACGACGCCUUCACGAAACUGUGAGAAAGAAAUGGAGCCUUACUGGAAUAAAUGGUCGAAGGCUUAUGCCCAAGUUUAAUAUCUAAAAUGGAACACUUAGGGGGGUAAGGCAGCUGUGGUAACCUGCAUUUAUGAGCGUAUCUUCCUUGAUUUAACACGUUGUUCCUCUUUUUCCCCCUUCAUCACCCUUUUCAUUUCUAAUUUUUACCGUGUCGGAUCGGCUUUUAUCAUAUAACUACGUCAUCUUUCCCCGUUUUUCUUUUUGCUUUGAUGUAACAGUAUGGUUAUGCUCAGGGGUUCGCCCGCAGGCUGGUAGCCUUGGAUGAGAUAGACGUCUCUUAUGCUUUCUUGUUAUAUCCUUGUUUUCCUUUGUUAUGUGCUGGUAAAUUUGGAUACCUUUCGUAACUUCUAGCUGAUGGGGAAUAACCCUCUAAGCCUCUAGUCUAAAGCCCUAGCCACAGAAUGUAGGGACUAGUAUCCAAGUUUGCCAGCACUGAUCGAUCCACUCUAGCAGAUCUCGAUUUCAUUACCACAAGUUAUCAUCACCUAGUCGAUCUCCUGUCACUAGAUCAACCCAGCAGUCGUGAACCAGGCUGGGGUAUUGUUAGGUAGGGGUAUUGUUAGGUAGGGGUAUUUAAACAGGAUGUUACUGACGGGGUGAUGGGGACGGUUCGGCCCGGUCAAUCGGAGCUUGGAAUCAGAUUGAACUCUUAAAC